Dermacentor albipictus is the source of this 4044-nucleotide messenger RNA. RefSeq lists its product as uncharacterized. Lineage: Eukaryota; Metazoa; Arthropoda; Arachnida; Ixodida; Ixodidae. The record is from RefSeq and is a predicted model, not a curated record.
AGGUCUUGAAGUGAGCAUGGUGGAAGGCUCGCACUUCGCCGCUGCCGCCCCAACCGCCUGCUCGGCAGGCCUUCGCCGUUGAUUACCAGCAGGAGCUUCGCGCGGUGGGCGAUGCGGAGGCAUCGGCGCUAUGGAUCGUCUCUCAGUGAGGAUACUGCUGCCGAUGUUGAUCGCCGAUGUCCUUUGCGGUACUCUGGCUGUGCUAGCGAGUACUCCCAUCGUACCGUCAACGCUGCCGCCUUUUGCGACGGGCGCGAAGUGGCCGGUGAACGGCACCACGGUGACGGAAGCAGCAUCACGGCAGCAGAAAGGCGCCACAACGUCGGUCAACGUCGUCAACGUCACGUCGCCUGACGCCAACGCGACGUCGAUACCAGAGGAGAGCGAACGCGUUCUCAAGCACCUGAUGCGUCUGAUGGACACGCUAAAUCACGUGCCGUACCUGGAGGCGCUCUCUCGCGGUCCUUCACACGGCAAGGACGGGAUACCGGUCAUUAAGGAGGCCGUCAAAGAGCUCAGAGUGGGAGAGCACGACAACGCCACGUUGAGCGUCACGCUGUACGAGUCGCCGCAGGAGGGCGGGGAGGCUCUGCCAACAAUGCAGAAGGAAUUCAUAUUUGUGCAUCCACCGACCAACGCGUCUCAAGAUUUGGCUCCGGCAGCGGGAAGCCUGCACGGACACGUCUCACCACACAUAGGGCAACACAGCGCUGGAGGCCUCGAGAGCCAGGGCUACCGUUACGGCCAGUGGGCCACCGGUGGCCAGAGCCAGCAGCACGAGCAGCACGGUCGCCAGCGCGAGGGCGGCGCACACCGCCACCUGGAAGACGCCCGGGCCAGGGUGCACAAGGAGCGAGGCCACGACAAGGGCGGUCAGGCCGAGCGCAAGUACAGGGUCCGAACCGAGAUCGAGUACUUCGAGAGGGAGAAAUUCAAGGACGACGAGCACCACAAGCUGAAGGCGGCCCACCGGAGCAAAACGAGCACCGACGCCAUCAAGGGCGCCGACAGGUUCGCAUCGCAAGGGCACCAGAGCCACCAGAGGCAUCUCGGUGGUGGCUACGCACAGGGAACCCACCACGCCGUGGGCGCUGGGUACGCACCCGUAUACGUUCAUGGUGCACCAGCUACUGGCGGCAGCAAGGGAAUAGACGGUGGCAGCAGGGGGUUCUCCCAGAAGGACGCGCAGAACCACGAGGAGUACCACCACGAGGCUGGAUCGCAGGGUUUCACCGACAAGGACAAAGGCCACCAGCGUGCCGGAUGGAGGGAGCGUGGCUACCGCAUCAUCGCGGAGAAAGAGUACGUCGACAAAGACAAACAUCACGACAAAGCCUACGGUGUCGACAACCAGGAGCAAGGGCAUCGACUCAAGUCCCAGGGGCAGCACGGUCACAAGCAGGGACACGACGACAUAAAGAAGGCAAAGGAACACUACAGUCGUGGCGUGCACGACUCGGCGCACCACGAAAAGGCUCACAAGAACAGCAGGGAUACCUACGCAAAUAUUUACCAAAUAGAUGGCUCCGCAGUGCAUGCCGUGGGCCCACGUGACCACCUCUCAAGUUCCACAGACAAAGUAGCCGAACUCGAAGCUGGAAAUGCAACUAAGCCUCCCGACGAUGAAACCAGACGAAAGAAAAUCAUUCGAAUUCGAGUUCUAAGCAAGACGCCUGGCGUCGCUUCGGUCAGGAUCGGGGGACAAGCCGUGAACGUGGCACCUGGAACCGCGGGUAAAUAUGAAGGUCCGGAAGGCGACGUCGUGGAGCCUUCGGGACAGGUCUCGCCGCCCGGAGGCUUUUCCGAAAUAGACAACUCUGGUCGUAGCGCUCAGAGUGUCGCAGGCGGCAUGUCCACAGAUUCGGAAGCAACGCCAAAGAAGCACUUCAUUCCCAUGGAAGUGCUGGCAAGCCUCUACACGAACGUGCGAGGUGCCAAACCAUUAGCCGUCACAGGAGAGGAGCCGAACGUGAACAACCAGCAUUAUUACGUCGGUGAAAUUCAUCACCCGGCUGUACAUAAUCCGGGUUCCGUCAACAGCCGUGCGCUGUACAAUGAAAAGUCUUUCCAGGCCGUCGCCGCAAAUCCUGGGUUACAAGAUGAAAACGGGGAUCACAGGAAUUCACAUUAUGGAACAGAAACAUACCGCCCUCCUUCGAACGUUUACAUUGCCGGACCUCCGGCACAUCGUCCACCGAGUGCUGAAACAGGAGGGCGAACUCACUACGCGCAUCAAAAAUAUAUUCCCGGACCUCCAUCUAGAUUGACGGCCCCAAAUCAAGGAAGUUACCAAGCUCAAACAAACGUUGGCACGGUCGAAGGGACGGGCGGGCGCUACUUCGAGCCUAACUCAGAAAUAGCGGUCAAUGCAGGAUCGCCUCACACUGCAACUUCUGUAGAUCAGGAUGGCAAGAGCUUGCCGCUUAACAAGGACGAAGACCCAACGAAUUCUUACAGGAACACAGGCGUGCUAAGCGUAGACCAGGUUCCCGCGGCACUUGCGGUUCUCAGUCCGUCUCAAAAUACCCGUGCGGCCGGAUACUCCCAACAUCCAAGUAACGCUCCGGCCCCUUUCGGGCUCCGGCAGCAGCCUCAUGUGCCACUUGUGAGAGCUCACGAUCACAGAUAUCCCAGCGAAGUCGCCUCGCGCCCAGACAUUCCUUACACCAAUCCUUACAGCGCCGACACGGCUGUUGUCAUUCCAAGUCGAGAUGUUGGAGCAGUCCCAGACGUUCAGGUAUCCGCUUACCCAGUGUACGUCGAAGGGGCGGCUAUCCAGCCAGAAAUUUACAGAACACCAUUAGAAAAACCUGGAGUUCAAGGCAGCUACUCGCCUAGUGUGGCCACUGGCGUAAGCGGUUAUCACGGGGUGUAUAACCCCGAUGUGGAUCAUUAUGUCCAUGUCUACCCGGGCGUGCAGGAGGCGUCGCAGAUAGUACCGGUGGGGCAAGAGAAAGACGGGAGAUCAAAGCACCUUUUUAAGACGUUCGAGGACAAAAAUAUAAGCGAUUCACCUACAUCGCUGGCAUCAGCAAAUGGUGAAAGUGGCAGCGACAAGCAACUUAACGACGCCAGUGCGAGGAAUGUGGAGGAAAUAGACGUCGCCGGCAAGCUGUCAACCUGCCAAGAAGAAAACUGCACACUACCCAUAGAAAAAUCUCGUUUGAGCCAGUUAGCCCUCGCGAAGGCGAGGGAUGUCAUCAGGCACUUCGACAAAAUGAAGAACCCGUUCAGAGACUGCAAAAACGGAGCUUGUAGUCAGGGUCGAAAAUGCAGGGGCAAGGAGCUGGCAAGCGGCAUGUGUUCGUCGAAGAAGGAAAGCUCGAUGGCGUCGCCUGUGAACGGGUUCGACAAUACCGGGAAGGAGAGCAGGGAUUACGGACGUUCGAAGGGCAGUUCCGACGAGGAGUUGAAUUCUGAGGCGACGGAGGAAAGUGGCGAGCGUAGGGAAGGUCAAAACGACGCGGUAUCAAAGCCGAGUACCAUGGAAGAGCAAGCGAUGAUGACUGCCAACGCUCAACUAAAGGCUGCUCGGCCGACUCUUGAAGGCAUGGGGUACAUACUGGACGUAGAGACACGGACCAAGAAAACCGUGUAUCCCAACAAGAUGAUCAAGAUCGUCAAGAAAAAUUACUUCAGCCAACCGCUGCGUCUGAGUUCCGGGCGAAAUGUUCAAGACGAUGGCCUGUGGCAUGCCAAGACGUCGGCGAGUUGACAACCAGCAGGUUGGAAUGGAUUUUGACUACGCCUGCCUGACUGAAGUGGUCUACAUAGAGGUUUAGAGUGGUGUAAAUAUCUCGUUCCUGAUGCAGUUACGUUUAUAAAAAAUACAAUAUUGCCAUCGAUGUCAUGACUGUUGAAAACUGCAGUAGAAAAAAAAAGAGCAAAUAAAGAAAACUAAAGGACCUACUUUGCGGAUCAAAUUAUAUAACGAAGGUACACCUCAUGUUUACUGGCGUCCACAAUGUUGCACCGGCUUACUGCGUUUUGACAACUACAAACGUACGUACGUAUUUUGACUGGUUCAGGCCGGUAUUGCUGGGU